AAAGGGUUGAUAAUAAAAAUAAUUCUGACUUUGUUUUUGUGUAACUUAACAAUUAAAUGUUUAGUCAUGUCUUAUAGAACAUAUAAUGAACUGUGGGCACAAGCUCAAUUAAUACUGGACGAGGCUACAAAAAAUGACUCGAACCUACUUACAUCUAAAAUCAAUAAAGAUAAAGUUGUUGUGUUUAAAGAGUUAUCCACUGUCAUGGUCAGUUAUAUAUUAGCUAUUAAUAAAUUGGAUGAGUGUUAUGAUCAAGUUAUUCAACCUCAGAAACGAAUACUUAUUAGAAACAUUCUGGAAUUGUCUUUGGGACGUUAUUUAGAACUAAAAAACGACAUGGUCAAUUUGAACUAUAACGAAUUUACUUACUUGGACUCAGCCACUGCACAGCUAGGGUUAUUACCACAAGAUGUAGAACUGACAAUACCAUCACAUUAUCGAAAUGAAAGGCUUAAAACAAUUGAAUGGCAGAAUAAUUUUAUUGACGAAGUUUUGAAGAAAACAGGUUUUUAUGAAGAAGAAAAAAUUGAAGUUGAUAUGCCCAUUCGACAAGCAAUAUUAUUAAUACAAAAGCACGAGAGGGCACGACAGGGACGAAUGAGAGCUCAAUUCAUGAAGGAGGUUAGAGCAAUGAAUAAACCUGACGCUGGAGAUGUUGAACUUAGUGAUAAUGCAAAAAAAGCUGCAAUGAAAAUACAGAGAGUAUGGCGAGGUUUUAUAACGCGGAGAAAAAUAAGAAGCAGAGUUGUUGAAGAAAUGUUGUUGAUUGGCAUGUUACCUCCAAACUCAAUUGAUACCGAAGAACAACAAAAAGUUGAAGAAGUUAAGAGUGCUAGAAGGAUUGUUCAAAUAAAACGACAGAAGGAAUAUGAACUAGCACUAAUACAGGAAAAAGAAGAAAUUAAAGACCAUGUGAAAGAAAAAAUGAAAGAAGAUAUCAGAGAUGAAGUAAGAGCAUGGUACAUGGGAGUUAAAUCACAAACGGGUAAAUUUCCAGAUUUACCAUCAGAAGAAAGUGGUGGGUCUGCAGUAAUUUAUACUAGAUACAAAACUGCCAGUUCUCACAGUAAAUCAACUAGUCAGUCAUCGUCUAAAGGAACCAAGAGUCACAAAAGCAAAUCAAUUGCGGGAAAAGAAUCAAAGGAAGAAGUUAAAAAAAAAGCUGACGAAGAAGAUGUUGGUUUCAAAAUGGGACCUUCAAAUUUUCUCCAAGAACUCAUGUUGGCAAGUUCAGAAUAUGAAGAAGUAUGGAAAGGAAUGGAUGAAUCAAAAAACACGAGUCAAAUGCAUAUUAAAAGUAUUGUUAAGGCUCAAAAAGUAGCUGAAGUAGAACGAGAAUUACGGAAGAUAGUUGAUGUACAUUUAAGAGCUGAACUUGAAAUUUUGCAAAAUGCACUUGAUAAAGAUAAUGCUAUUCGUACCAAAAGAUCAAAGAAACAGAAAAAAGUAAAAAGAAGUAACAAAAAAGCAAAGAAAAAACGGGACAAGGAUUUAACUCCUGAUAGAACCUUGGAAUCGUUGUUCGAAGAACUGGUGAUGAACGGUAUUAUACAUAAGUAUCCGGCCAUCCGGUUAAGCUCAUUCAAGGGAGACGCGUCGUACGCUGGUUGUGAUGUCAUGCGGUGGGACAACGAUCCAAGUCCAACGCUUGGUGACGUCCGGCACGCAGUCAGGGACAGCUGCGUGCUGCCGAUGCUCAGCGACCAGAUACAUCAGGCCGGGCCUGCGGUGCGUUCUGUACUAAUCGCCGGAGCGCACGGAUCCGGCAAACACACCCUGGUCAACGCCGUAUGCACCGAGCUGGGGGCUACGCUGUUCGACUUGACUUCGGCCAACAUCGUGGGAAAAUAUCCCGGAAAAUCGGGACUCACCAUGUUACUCCAUCUCGUCAACAAAGUGGCCAGAUUGCUUCAACCGUCAGUGAUAUUCAUCGAAGAUGCGGAAAAGACAUUUAUGAAAAAAGUACCGAAAACUGAUAAGACUGAUCCGAAAAGGCUUAAAAAAGACUUGCCUAAGCUUGUCAAGGUUAUCGCUCCAACAGACAGGAUAUUGUUGCUUGGCACUUCUUGCUGUCCCUGGGACUGCGAUCAAAAAUCUUUGACUAGCACGUAUGGGAAAAUAAUCGUCAUACCUCGCCCGGAUUAUGCCAGUCUGUAUCACAUAUGGAAUGAUCUUUUAUUUCAGUAUAGUGGACUCAGUCGAAAAUUUGACGUUAGCUCCUUGGCAAAACUAUCUGAUGGCUAUAGCAUCGGAACUAUUAUUAAAGUGCUCCAAGAGGUGAUGACGUGCAAAAGAGUAUUACAACUGACGAUUCGCCCUCUGAUGCAUGUAGAAAUCCUGAAUGCACUUGCUCGCCACGAUCCAAUUUACAAAGAAGAAGAUGAAGCGUUCAACCUGUGGUAUUCGAGAACACCUCUUGGUCGAAGGAAGCAAAAGGCGCUGGAUGCCGAAGUGGAAAGACGAAUGAUUGAAAACGAUAAACAUUCGGGUGCUAAAUGAGCAGAAUGUAGUCUAUUUUUUCUAAAACAUUUUUUUAAA
Messenger RNA from Melanaphis sacchari, 2538 nucleotides. RefSeq names its product dynein regulatory complex protein 11. Lineage: Eukaryota; Metazoa; Arthropoda; Insecta; Hemiptera; Aphididae. The transcript has 8 exons. The record is from RefSeq and is a predicted model, not a curated record. The coding region runs from base 67 to 2499 and encodes 810 amino acids. Gene Ontology annotation, molecular function: ATP hydrolysis activity; protein binding; ATP binding.